Eutrema salsugineum is the source of this 1257-nucleotide messenger RNA. RefSeq names its product 12-oxophytodienoate reductase 1. NCBI's taxonomy places the organism in Eukaryota, Viridiplantae, Streptophyta, Magnoliopsida, Brassicales, Brassicaceae. The record is from RefSeq and is a predicted model, not a curated record. Gene Ontology annotation, molecular function: oxidoreductase activity; FMN binding. The transcript is spliced from 5 exons. The coding region runs from base 39 to 1148 and encodes 369 amino acids.
ACAGAGAAGGAAAAAAAAAUCCAGUUUUUUAGGAAUCAAUGGAAAUGGAAAACGCAGUAACGAAACAGAGUAUCCCUCUCCUCACGCCAUACAAGAUGGGAAGAUUCAAUCUUUCCCACCGGGUUGUUCUGGCACCAUUAACGAGACAGAGAUCGUACGGGAACGUUCCUCAGCCUCAUGCUGUCUUAUAUUACUCCCAGAGAGCCACACCAGGAGGUUUUCUCAUCACUGAAGCCACCGGAGUUUCUGAUACAGCUCAAGGGUAUCAAGAUACUCCUGGGAUAUGGACUAAAGAGCAUGUGGAGGCAUGGAAGCCAAUCGUGGAUGCUGUUCAUGCCAAAGGCGGCAUCAUCUUCUGUCAGAUCUGGCAUGUUGGCCGCGUUUCUAAUCGAGGCUUUCAGCCAAAUGGGCAAGCUCCGAUCUCUUGUACCGACAAGCCAUUGAUAGACGAAGCCAUGUUUACCCCUCCAAGACGCCUAAGCACCGAAGAAAUCCCCACCAUUGUCGACCAUUUCAGGCUUGCAGCAAGAAACGCUAUGGAAGCUGGCUUCGACGGAGUCGAGAUUCAUGGCGCUAAUGGCUAUCUGAUCGACCAGUUCAUGAAGGACACGGUGAACGAUAGAACUGACGAAUACGGCGGAUCAUUGCAAAACCGUUGCAAAUUCGCUCUAGACAUAGUCGAGGCAGUGUCAAAAGAGAUCGGGCCAGAUCGUGUUGGAAUCAGGCUGUCUCCGUUCGCCGACUACAUGGAAUCAGGAGACACUAACCCGCAAGCAUUAGCUGUUCACAUGGCGGAGUCUCUGAACAAAUACGGAAUCCUCUACUGCCACGUGGUCGAAGCGAGAAUGAAAACAAUGGGAGAGAUAUCAGAGUGUCCUCCUCACACGCUAAUGCCUAUGAGGAAGGCCUUCUCGGGGACUUUUAUCUCCGCCGGAGGUUUCAAUAGGGAAGACGGUAAUGCGGCUGUGGCGAAGGAAAGAACCGAUCUGGUUGCUUACGGUCGGUGGUUUCUGGCGAACCCGGACUUGCCUAUGAGGUUUCAAGUGGAUGCACCGUUGAAUAAGUAUGAUAGAGCAACGUUUUACACUUGUGAUCCUGUCGUUGGUUACACCGAUUACCCUUUUCUCGAUUCGACACCUUCGGAUUAAUACAAUGCUAUGUGUUUUUGUUUUCAUGUAAUAAGACGACAUUGUCGCAAUUUGCUUUCUUUAUACGGUAUGUCUUUGCUGCUGAGUAAAAACAGAGUUUCUUUAUCAA